Cephus cinctus (wheat stem sawfly) is the source of this 1261-nucleotide messenger RNA. RefSeq lists its product as uncharacterized. The transcript is spliced from 4 exons. The record is from RefSeq and is a predicted model, not a curated record. The coding region runs from base 246 to 1115 and encodes 289 amino acids. Lineage: Eukaryota; Metazoa; Arthropoda; Insecta; Hymenoptera; Cephidae.
UUGACAAAUCAAAGAGAUACGUUUAUUUUUUUAUCUUAAUUUUAAUUAAUUUAUCUUCAAUAGCAAAAGUGACCAGCUCAAUUUUCUGUGUUCAACAGAGUAAUUGUAUAACAAUAUUGUUGAAUAAUUACGCACAAAAUUUCCGAAAAAUUGGCGAAUCAUUGAUAACACAGAAGAAAUAAAAUCCGAUAUUCUGCUAUCUACUCAAAAUUUUGGGUUUUCAUUUCAAGUGUAAAAAUACAAAAAUGAAACAAAGUUCAAUGUAUCAAUUACAAGCAGUGUUUAUAAAUCUGCAAUCGUAUUUUAUAAAUUUGAUCUGGAUCAUCCUGGUGACAAAUAAGAAUUCUUCAACUACCCCUUCGAGCCUCUGCCGGGAAAUGGACUCGCGAUUCAUCUUAACGUGCAGGAUCUGCCUCUGCAGUGUCCGCAGUGUUGUAGAAAAUACAAACGAAAAACCAGUCUCUAUAAACAUCUCAAGUACGAAUGUGGAGGACAGAGGAAAUUCUCUUGUCACAUCUGCGAGACACGCUUCACGCAAAAUUUCAGUCUACAUCGGCAUCUUCGUCAAAAUCACAAUAUAUGUCGACCGUCGAAGAGACAGUAAAUUCGCUUUGCAAUUGAAGACAGGCAUUUUGAAGAUGCCGGUGGGAAUUUUUGAAAACUUCUUGAGUGAGAUUCACGGAUGGAACGUCAGAGGAUACUUGCACAACUACGGUUCAACGGAGAACGCAGAAGCAGAAGGAUCCGUUCAGGCGGUAGGCAGUAUGGAAAUAGCAGAUUUCAAACCUCUGGACAAUAAAUCGAUAACAGUUGAACCCAGCUACAAGAGACACGUCUGUAGCUACUGCAAGAAAGUCUAUCUGCUGAAGAACCUUCUGAAACGCCACAUGCAAUAUUCCUGCGAGAUGAUACCGAAGAGUGCACAAUUCGCGUGUACAUUCUGCCCCUACAAAAGCAUGUACAAAGCCAACAUGGAGAGACACGUGAGAAACGUCCACGACGCUGGUGCGAUGAAAUUCCAUUGUGAGCUCUGUAACUUUCGCAGCAACUACACGUUCUGCGUCCGUCGUCACAUGAAAACCUUCCACAACGUGAGCAGCGACGAGAAGCAGUAAUCCACGUCCUGGUCGUACAAAGCCAUGUUCGGACUCGAUGCCAGCAACGUUAUUAUCCAGCGGAACAGGACACGUGUCAGUCGUGACGUCCCAGGACGGAUGUUUCGCUGCACGGACUGUGGGAAGUCUUAUGCGGCUCAAAGGUC